UUUUUAAGUUAUAUUUUUAGUGUUCUAAUUGUUGUUCAUAAAUUUGUCCUUAUGGUGUACACAAAAUUUGACAUACGCGCCCAUUUGGCAGGCCGGUUUAAGUUUUUUUGUGUAUUUAGUAUUACUUUUAUUGCAACAUUCAUCUUUAUCUACUUCUAUGUUUUCAACAGACAUCUGAUAGUUACAUACGACUAUGAGGACAACUUCGACCAUUUGGUUUUUACUCAACAAUGGAUGCCAACCUACAACACCAAACUGAACAUUCAAAACUGGACCAUACAUGGGCUUUGGCCUUCAAGUAUGAACGGAAACAGUCCAUCCUUCUGCCACAACAUCACCUUCGAUCCAGAUCAAAUCGAAAGUCUUAGAGGCGACAUGGUUAAGUAUUGGCCAGGCGAGCACAUCAAAUCGGGAGACGUCUAUAAUGACUCGCUGUCAUUUUGGAAGCACGAGUGGGAAAAACACGGCACCUGUGCUCUUGCUUUGAAGACUCUUAAAAGCGAAAUGGACUAUUUCAAAACUGCUCUGGAUUUGCACGAAAAAUACAAUUUGUUGACUAUGCUUCAAACUAUAGGCUUUGUUCCUAGCCUUACUAGCAAGUACGAAGUCACCGAAAUGCUUGAUAAAAUGACAAAACUAACUGGCAAGAACCCAAGCAUUAAUUGCGUUGAAAACAACGUUUUGGCGCAAAUAAGUAUUUGUAUGAAUAACCAAUUUGACCUCAUAGAUUGUCCGGAAACCGUAACAGUCUGCAAUAUUUCCAAACCAAUUUCCUACGCACCCAUAGCUGAUGUUCCUCAAUUUGACUCACUCAUUUUCUCCCAACAAUGGCUUCCAGCUUACAAUAAAACCAUGAAGUCGGAAUGGACCAUCCAUGGCAUUUGGCCAAAUAAUUUUACGGGACCUAGUCCAUUAAAUUGCUCUGAUGUACCUUUGGACAUAUCCCAAAUACAAUCAAUUCUCAAUGACCUUAACGACAACUGGCCUUCCUGCAGUAAAUUGGAUAAUCCCUCUUUCUGGAGCCACGAAUGGACAAAACAUGGCACGUGCGCUAUUUCUUUAGAAAAACUGGCAACCCCUUUAAACUAUUUUAACACCGGUAUAGAACUUAGACAGAAGCAUAACAUCAGUAAGAUUUUAAUGGAAGCAAACAUUACAGCAGGAACAGAUCAGGUAUAUGACAUCAAGGACAUUAGAAAAGCUUUCAAAAACGUUCCCAGGUUAAAGUGUGUAGAUGGAAACAUUGCAGAAAUUGGUAUAUGCAUGAACAAAUCUUUUAAUUCUAUAGAUUGUAUCCAAAAAAAAUCAAAUUGCGAUAAUUUUGGCAAGGUGAAAUAUGAGCCGUCGCCACCAAAAAGUUGGGACGUAAUGGUUUUGUCCCAGCAGUGGUUUCCAGCUUUCAACAAAGAUUUGAAAUUGACGAAUUGGACCAUAAGCCAUUUUUGGCCGCAAUAUAAUGACGGAACGUACCCAACAAAUUGUACGGGUUAUAAAUAUGAAUCAAAAAGUUUUUCAGGCGACUUGGUACGUUUCUGGCCUUCAGUAAGUUCAACUACCACAUCUAAUAUUCGUGAAAAAUCUCUCAGUUUAUAGAGAAAGGAAUGGAAUGUGCAUGGCGCUUGUGCUAUAACAUUGCAAGGAUCAUUUGAAACAUCAUUAAAUAAUGAAUUUGAUUACUAUAACAUUUUGUUAGAUAAAUAUAAAAAAUUUAAUAUCUUCGCAGCAUUGGAAGAAUCUAACAUAACUGUAAGUUCCGAAAAUGAAUACGAUAUAAACAACAUUAAAAAUGCUAUCAUCAAAAAAUAUACCGUCAACCCAAUUAUAAAUUGCCUCAAUGGUACUGUUUUAUCUGAGGUGAAAAUUUGCUUGGAUCCAAAAUAUAAUCCAACUGAUUGUCCAAAGGAAUCCACCACGUGCGAUGCUUCCAAAAAACUUCGUUAUAUCCCCCUUUAAUUCAAAAGUUUGUGGAUUUAACAUUUUUCUGGUUUUAAUAUCCAUGCUGUGUUAUUAUUUUGAUGUUAAUAAAUUUGUCUGAUU
Brassicogethes aeneus is the source of this 2037-nucleotide messenger RNA. The record is from the annotation of a GenBank genome assembly. NCBI's taxonomy places the organism in Eukaryota, Metazoa, Arthropoda, Insecta, Coleoptera, Nitidulidae.